AUGUCCGAGGACACUUCCAAGCCCAAGAGACGGAUCCUCGUGUCAUAUGGCGUUGACAUAGACGCAAUAGCAGGGUGGUUGGGCUCAUACAAGGGUGAAGAUUCGACCAGUGACAUUUCUCGAGUAGGUUACUUCGCCGGCACAGAAGGUGUGAGAAGGUUAUUGAAGCUGUUCGACAAAUACAACAUCAAGGCGUCUUGGUUCAUCCCGGGCCAUAGUUUAGAAACCUUCCCCGAAGAAUGUGCUAUGAUCCGGGACGCUGGGCAUGAGAUAGGUUUGCAUGGAUACAGCCAUGAGAACCCCGUCGACAUGACAUUCGAACAACAACGCGACGUCCUGGACUAUACGUACCGGAUGCUCACAGACUUCUGUCAUGGAAAGACGCCCCGAGGAAUAGUGGCUCCGUGGUGGGAGGUCAGCAGAGAAGCAACAGAAUUGUUGCUUCAUUAUGGCAUUGAGUAUGACCACAGCAUGAGCCACCACGACUGUCAGGCAUACUAUCUCCGGACAGGAGACAACUGGACAAAGAUCGAUUACAGCAAAACAGCUGCAGAGUGGAUGAAGCCUUUCACCAAGGGCCAGGAAACUGGGCUGGUGGAAAUUCCAGCAAACUGGUAUCUGGAUGAUCUGCCGCCGAUGAUGUUCAUGAAAAAAGUGCCAAAUAGUCAUGGAUGGGUAAAUCCAAGAGACGUUGAAGAUUUGUGGCGGGACCAUUUCGACUAUUUUUACAGGGAGGAGAAAGAGGGGUUUUACUUUCCCAUGACAAUCCAUCCAGAUGUAUCGGGCAGGCCGCACGUCUUGCUCAUGCAUGAAAGGCUGAUCGAGCACAUUAACAAACACGAAGGCGUCGAAUGGGUAACAAUGGCGGAAAUGGUUGACGACUUCAAAAGCAGACACCAGCCAGUCGAAGGAGCCAUGAUGCCAGCACCACGGGGAGAGAUUCUGUCAAAGGGCCAGAACUAG
Molecule: messenger RNA, 963 nt
Organism: Cladophialophora immunda
Lineage: Eukaryota; Fungi; Ascomycota; Eurotiomycetes; Chaetothyriales; Herpotrichiellaceae
Exons: 5
Coding region: 1-963 (320 amino acids)
Biological process (GO): carbohydrate metabolic process
Molecular function (GO): hydrolase activity, acting on carbon-nitrogen (but not peptide) bonds
Source: RefSeq, a predicted model, not a curated record